Camelina sativa (false flax) is the source of this 1104-nucleotide messenger RNA. Its product is annotated as nudix hydrolase 13, mitochondrial-like. Gene Ontology annotation, molecular function: pyrophosphatase activity. Lineage: Eukaryota; Viridiplantae; Streptophyta; Magnoliopsida; Brassicales; Brassicaceae. Gene Ontology annotation, cellular component: cytoplasm; nucleus. The record is from RefSeq and is a predicted model, not a curated record.
GCUCUCUUUCGUCAGCUGCUCUCUCUCUUAAAUUUGUCACCGGAAAAAGCUCAUUUUUCUCCUUCUUCCCAUAUGGCUAACAAACCAAAACCGUUCCUUCCUUUUUUCAUUUCUCUUAGUUUUUUUUUUUGUUUUUGUUUCCGGUUGUGUUUUUCAGCUCCUUGGUUCUUCAGUUCUGGGUUAAGAUAAAAUCGUAAAAAUUGAAUCUUUAUUGAACAAAGAUGAUUCGCCAUGGAAGCAAAAGCUAUGAUGACACCAAUAAAUAGAUAAAGACAGGAUUUUUUUUCACAGCUUAGGGACCUCUGCAUUUUCCCUGUUUUAUAAAGAAAUGUCGAAUCUUUCAGCAAGAACAGGACGAGACCAUCAACGUUAUGACAACAACUUCCGUCUUGUUUCUGGAUGCAUUCCAUAUAGGCUGGUGAAAGAUGAAGAGGAGGAGGACUCAACAAGUGUUGACUUUGGAAACAAGCUUGAAGUUCUCAUGGUUUCAUCUCCUAAUCGUCACGAUCUUGUUUUCCCAAAGGGAGGGUGGGAAGAUGAUGAGACUCUUCUUGAAGCUGCAUCUCGUGAAGCCAUGGAAGAAGCAGGAGUUAAAGGAAUACUAAGAGAAGAUCCAUUAGGUGUUUGGGAAUUUAGAAGCAAGAGUAGCAGCAUGGAAGCUGAUUGCUGCUUAGCUGGUGGAUGCAAAGGUUAUAUGUUUGCGUUAGAAGUGAAGGAAGAACUCGCGACAUGGCCAGAGCAAGAAAACCGCGAGAGGAGAUGGUUGAAUGUUAAAGAAGCCUUGGAGCUGUGUCGGUAUGAGUGGAUGCAGAGCGCGCUUGAAGAGUUUCUAAGAGUAAUGGCAGAAGAAGGAAGCACAAAGGAAGACUUUCUUGAUAUUUCCAGCAUUUCGAAUAGAGGAGGAGAGCGUCAAAUUGAUCCUCAGUACUGCUCAGUAGUUAAUUAGUUUCGUUUCUUUAGGCUUAUCAAACUUCUCAAUUGUAAUAUAUUAUUGAAAGCUUCUUCUGUAAACAAAGUUAAGACAUGAUGAGAAGCAAAUGGUUUAAGACCCUGUGACUUGAAUGUGUUUCUCAAAAGUAAAAAGACAAACAGAGAUUAUAUUAA